Messenger RNA from Microtus ochrogaster (prairie vole), 1343 nucleotides. RefSeq names its product zinc finger FYVE-type containing 21 (gene Zfyve21). NCBI's taxonomy places the organism in Eukaryota, Metazoa, Chordata, Mammalia, Rodentia, Cricetidae. The record is from RefSeq and is a predicted model, not a curated record. Gene Ontology annotation, molecular function: metal ion binding.
UUCUGGACUCGGCGCGGGCGGUGGCGUGAGGGGCUCCGGCGGAGACAUGUCCUCCGGGGUGGCCGCGCGUCGCGACGCCAAGAAGCUUGUGCGCUCGCCCAGCGGCCUGCGCAUGGUGCCGGAGCACCGCGCCUUCGGAAGCCCGUUCGGCUUGGAGGAGCCGCAGUGGGUCCCGGACAAGGAGUGUCCACGAUGUAUGCAGUGUGAUGCCAAAUUUGACUUUAUCACCAGGAAGCACCACUGCCGCCGCUGUGGGAAAUGCUUCUGUGACAGGUGCUGCAGCCAGAAGGUGCCGCUUCGGCGCAUGUGCUUUGUGGACCCAGUGCGCCAGUGUGCGGAGUGUGCCCUGGUGUCUCACCGUGAGGCUGAGUUUUACGACAAGCAGCUCAAGGUGCUCCUAAGUGGAGCUACCUUCCUUGUUACUUUUGGGGACUCAGAGAAGCCUGAGACUAUGGUUUGCCGUCUUUCCAACAACCAGAGGUGCCUGAUUCUGGACGGGGACAGCCAUCACGAAAUUGAGAUUGCACAUGUCUGUACUGUGCAGAUUCUCACAGAAGGCUUCACUCCUGGAGUAGAAAAAGACAUUCACACUUAUACCAGCCUCCUGGGGAGCCUGCCUGCCUCUGAAGCAGGCAGCACUCGAGCCACAGGCAUGUUCCUGCAGUACACAGUGCCAGGGGCAGAGGCUGCGACACAGCUGAGGCUGAUGGCUGGAGAGGAUGCAAAUGGCAGCAAGAGGCAGGCAGCAGCAUGGCUGGUGGCCAUGCACAAGGCUACCAAGCUCCUCUAUGAAUCACGAGACCAGUAACUGCAAGGGAACUGAGCUCAGCACAUCAAGUUACAAAGUCCAAGCUGCUUGCCCUGCUUGAGCACUCAGGGCUCUGCUGUGUGUGUGCUUGGAAAUGCAAUUCAAGUAUCUGGAAGCAGAGUGUUCACUUACCUAGUGCAAUAUGUACACAGUUGAUUAACGCUUUAAAGAGCUUAUGUUGUAGUGUUGCUGAUACUUAUCAGGGUUGGGAGAAACUGCACUACAGUACUAAAUCAGUUUUAAUAUAACCUCUACCAUGUUUAUAAAUUCCCAGGUUUAUAAGAGAUUUUUGGCCCUGUUCCCACAGAAACAAACUAGGUGGUGGUCAUUCAGGCCGCUAGUUUAGCGUUGGACCCUGCCUAUCUCCAGUAGCCCAUUUACAAUGCCUUAGCCUGUUUAUGACUCUCCACUUACUUUGUCACUUAAGAGGAAGGCAUCACAACCUUCUGUGUUUUCUACUUUGCACUUACUAUUUCACUUUAGUAAAAUGACUGUACAGUAAUUUGUAUAUAAAAUGUAUGAUUAAAACUUAUUU